Molecule: messenger RNA, 896 nt
Organism: Westerdykella ornata
Lineage: Eukaryota; Fungi; Ascomycota; Dothideomycetes; Pleosporales; Sporormiaceae
Product: CybS-domain-containing protein
Exons: 3
Coding region: 66-641 (191 amino acids)
Biological process (GO): tricarboxylic acid cycle; mitochondrial electron transport, succinate to ubiquinone
Cellular component (GO): mitochondrial envelope; membrane
Molecular function (GO): ubiquinone binding; heme binding
Source: RefSeq, a predicted model, not a curated record
CCAACUCUUCCCCGCCAGCCCAUUGCCUUCGUCGUCGCCCUGCCGCCGGCACCCACCCCCUCGCAAUGGCCUCGCUCCUCCGCCCCAGCCUCCUCAGGCAAGGUCCCGCCGUCGCCGCACCAUCAUCCCGCUUCCUCUCCACCGUCACACGGCAAACAGCUCUCCGCCCGGGAGCUCUCGCUGCUUCAUGGCAGAAGCCGACGACGACGACGCAGCGCGUAGCGGCAUUCCACGCGACGCAGAGGCAGCAGAUUCUCCCGCCGCUGCCGCAGAAGAUCCAGGGUACGGCCAACGAUCCCGUGCCUGUGCCGGCGCCGGAAUAUGUGCAUGGAAGCUAUCACUGGACGUUUGAGAGACUGGUCGCCACAGGUCUCAUUCCCCUCACCAUCGCCCCCUUCGCUGCCGGCUCUCUGAACCCCCUCACCGAUUCGAUCCUCUGCGCCCUCCUCGUUAUCCACUCCCACACCGGCUUCGAAUCCUGCAUCAUCGACUACUUCCCCAAGAACCGCGUCCCCAAGACCCGUGCCGCCGCCAUGUGGGCCCUCCGAAUCGCAACCGUCACGCUGGGCGUAGCUUUGUACUCGUUCGAGACCAACGAUGUCGGCAUCACUGAGGCCGUUUCCAGGCUCUGGCACGCAUAGAGGGACAUUGAAAUGAUUUUCUCUUUGCCUGGCCGUAUCAGGGUAUAGUGUCCGUACUGUGUAUAUCAAUGCAAGAGCGCUGUUAUUCUUGGCAGGGGUUCAGCAAGGGAAAAACCAUCGAAAGUUGGGUUAGUAGAGGAGAUGGGGAAAUUUGAGAGCAGUCGAGGAGAGGGCCAUGCAUGGGUCUUGUGGGGGUUUUCUGUAUUGUAUUAGGUUCAGCUAUAUGCAAUGCCAAUGUUUCGAUUCCGAAGCCGG